UGCCAAGGCGGUAGGGCAGAUUUUUGAACCGCAGUGGCGCACAGUGACAUAACAACUCGGUGUUUGCACGGCUGAGCACAGAAAAGUUACCACCCAUUAAAAUCCGCCACUGACAAGGAAAAGAAGACCUGGAGCGAUGCGUAAAAUCUGAUGUAAGCCACAACUCCUGUGAGUUUAAAGGAUAUUUCGAACAUGGCCUGAACUUUUUUUUCCCUCUCUCCAGAGUUUGCGGAGCAGCAGCAGAGCUCGGAGCAUGCAGCUCACAGAAACUAACUCGGGUUGAUUCCCAGUCUGGACUUUAGUUUUCCUCUCAGGCCGGGGGUCCGGGGAGGAGAUGAGUGCUCAGGAUGGGACUGUGCCUCGGUACCGAAGUUACAGAGGAGGAGAAGAAGGCGAGGAUCCACAGUGCCAAGAUAGACAGAGACCUGUACGAGUACGCCAAGCGGGAGAUGAAUGUGGUUAAAAUCCUCCUACUAGGUGCAGCGGAGAGUGGUAAAAGCACUUUGGUCAAACAGAUGAAGAUCAUCCACAGUAAUGGAUUCACCAAACAAGAGCUCAUCAGCUUCAAGCCUGCGGUGCUGGAUAACCUCCUGACCUCCAUGAAGUUUGUCCUCCACGGCAUGGGCGUCCUCCGAAUCAACCUGGCUAACAGCAGGAACAAGGUCCACGCCCAUUCUGUCCUGUCGUGUGGGCGGUGUUUUGACGAAGAUCAGGUGCUGUUUCCUUUCCUAAGCCACGCCCUGUCCUGUCUGCUGGCUGACCAGGGGGUGAGGGCGGCGGCGGCCCGGGGAUACGAAUACGAGCUCAAUGACUCGGCACUGUACUUCUUUGAGAACAUGACCCGCAUCACGUCUCCAGAUUACGUGCCUACAGAGACAGACGUUCUGCGAGUACGACUGAGGACGACGGGCGUGAUAGAGACCCAGUUCAAAGUCAGCCAUCUCAUUUUCAGGAUGUACGACGUUGGAGGCCAGAGAACUGAACGGAGGAAGUGGAUUGCUUGUUUCGAGGACGUCAGGGCGGUGCUGUUUGUGGUGUCUCUCAGCGGUUAUGACAUGACUCUGGUUGAAGAUCCCUCCGUGAAUCGUCUUCAGGAGAGCAUGAAGCUCUUCUCCUCCAUCUGCAACAACAUUUUCUUCCGCAGCACAUCCAUGAUUUUAUUCAUGAACAAGAUAGACCUUUUUCAAGACAAGAUUUUACACUCUGGGAGACAUCUGCGGUUAUACAUGCCUCAGUAUAAAGGUGCAGACUGCGAUGUGGACUCGUCUGCCCGCUUCAUCGCCGCCAACUUUGUCUCACUCAACACCACUCCUAGCAAACUCAUCUACCACCACUUCACCACGGCGACCGACACCUCCAACAUCCAGGUCGUCUUCCAGGUGGUCAUGGACACAAUAAUCAAAGAGAACCUUGAGGCUGUGUCACUCCUUUAACUGCCGGAGGGGAUCUGAGUCUUCACCGGACGGUCGCUGCUGUCAACCUUUGGAUGAGUCAUUUUAAAAGACAUGAAGACUGCCUGCUCUCCGAAGGUGCAGCCUGGGAGCUCCGCUGUUGUUUGCAUCCUCUGUGAUGCUUGAUUUCAUGUAGAAAAACUCUGUCAAACAUCAGUAAAGGAGAAGGACCACCAUGCUGAUCCUUUGUCUCGGGGUUGAGCCCUAAAACAUUGACUUUUGAAACCCUGUGUUGAGAGUAGUGGGCAUUUAUAUUUUUGUACUGUACUAUAAAUCAGACUAUGAAUGGUGGGGUUGCCUUUUUUAGGACUUGAAUAGACACACCAUUUAUUUGCCCAUCUCUUCCGCUGUGUGUGUGUGUGUGUGUGUGUGUGUGUGUGUGGGCAGGACACAGAGGGAGUGAGGAUUUACUGUUUGUCCGUUACUUCCUCUGUGCAGGGGUUCACUCAUGCAUACCACGGUGUGUUCUCUCCUCUCAUCCAUCACCCCGUCUGUGCACAUCCUGUGUGCGUCACACCCUCCUAAUGAGGCGGUGAUCACUGUAAAAGCACCUCUGUUGUGUUUACUCGUCCUGAGCUGAAAUCACUCCUGUUCACUGUAAUCUGUGCUUGAACUCGUUCCCCUGACUCUCACCAGUCAGCGAUGAUGCUACUUCAUAUUAGAAAAAAGAAUAUAUGUGGAGAAACAUCCCUGAAGCCUCCAACUUGUGUUUAAUUUCCUUCCUUCCGCCUCUGAUGAUUAUUGUUUUAUUCUGUGACACACGCACAUAAACUCAUAAACCCUGAUUUGUCAAGCAGGAUGAUGCUUCCUAUAUGUGAUGUGUGUGGCAUUAACUCCGCUGGGGUCUCUGAAGGCUCCCCUGAGCAAGUGAUGAUGCGAUCACACCGGCUCCUCUCUGACUCCAGUAAUAAACAAGAUCUGGUAAUGACUGAUAGGCUCUGAUAUGCAUACUGAAGGUGAAAGAAAAGAGAAAAACACCCCCAAGUGCCUUAUGAUGAAGUGGUUUUGCUGUCAAGUAAUUUAAAAGCCUCCUACAGUACGUGUAUGAAAUGUCAAUUUUCCCUUCAUGUUUUUUAUCCCCCAACUUUCAGGGUGUAUUUCAUACUGUAUCUUUACUCUGUAAGUCUCAUAGCUGAUGUCCUCACACUUAUUUUAUGGUUUGUACUGUGUGUUCUAAACCUGCAAUACAAAAUAAAUGUGAUAGGCUGAUGACUGUA
Epinephelus fuscoguttatus (brown-marbled grouper) is the source of this 2668-nucleotide messenger RNA. RefSeq names its product guanine nucleotide binding protein (G protein) alpha v1 (gene gnav1). Gene Ontology annotation, cellular component: heterotrimeric G-protein complex. Gene Ontology annotation, biological process: adenylate cyclase-modulating G protein-coupled receptor signaling pathway. Gene Ontology annotation, molecular function: guanyl nucleotide binding; G-protein beta/gamma-subunit complex binding; GTPase activity. Lineage: Eukaryota; Metazoa; Chordata; Actinopteri; Perciformes; Serranidae. The record is from RefSeq and is a predicted model, not a curated record. Bases 348 to 1433 code for a protein of 361 amino acids. The transcript has 9 exons.